Molecule: messenger RNA, 2334 nt
Organism: Mycosarcoma maydis (corn smut)
Lineage: Eukaryota; Fungi; Basidiomycota; Ustilaginomycetes; Ustilaginales
Exons: 1
Coding region: 1-2334 (777 amino acids)
Source: RefSeq, a predicted model, not a curated record
AUGGACGAAGAUCCCGACUUCGAUUACGAGAUGGAGCCACAGGCAACCUACGCUGUCCUUCAAGGCAGCGCCGAGGAGGCCAUGGACGAACUCAGUAGUGAAGGAAUGGCCAUGUCCGACGCUGGUUCUCGCUCUGAAGUACUCGAAAAGGCAGAUGUAGAUUUCAACGAUGCCUCAAUCCCACGACAGGCAGUCGAUCAAUACCCAAGCCUCCCCGAUGCGCCGUCUCAAGCCGAAACAGGAGGGAUCACUGAGGUCAGCAAGAUCCCCUUGGAAGAUGCAACACAUCCAAUCGAAGCCGCGCACGAAUUCAACGAUGAAGCUGUGCUCGAGCAUGUCUCGCACUUCGAGGAAAGCGGAGCAACUCGUUCUGACCAAGACGGUGACCACCUUGACGGCAGUGGGCAAUCCGACAGACAUCUGAUCGAGCAACGAGCUCGUGGCGUGGAAGAGGAGGAGCAUCAUGAACAGCAUAAAGAUGAUGGCGUUCUUGCAUCACAACGCGACUCAAUUGUCGCGCCUGAUCUGGAAGAAAGCGACCAGCUCGAUGAGAUCAGUGGAGAAGAUGUUGCUGAAAAUGGAGAUCAAGACGAGAUUGGGCAGAAUGGAUAUGCACAUUACGAUGUAGAGAAUGGGCAGGAUACAGCGAUCCGCGUAACCUUUCACGGCCAAGAUUUUGUGCUGUUCUCACAAUCCGACAUCCCGACCUUCCUCGCGAUGCCUUCCAACGGCGAGCAGACAGAUUCAACUUAUGGUGUCGAUGAUGUGGUGCAUAUUGAGGCGCCGGCGCUUCAGAUAUCGAAAGAUGUUCUCUGGCAGCCCCUUGACAGCUUGUUUGCCGGUCUCAGAGAGAAGAAUGCCCUCGGCGAUUUCCUCGAUGAAUCGCACGAACUACACAUCGCUUUCCCCGAUCUUGAUCUGGAUGUGGCGGAAGACAAUCUCUACUGUCGCGAGAUCAGUCUGGACGAUCUCUUGCAGCUUCACCACGGACUCGGACUGCCAACGAGUCUGCACAUUCAGGUUCUGGAGCGUCCGCGCUUUAUUACAAAGUACAACGAACUUGCACAGCAUGUGGCUGGUCUUCUCGCCAACCAGCUGCAGCAUAGCAGCGACGAUGAAGAAGAGGCGGCAAAUUCUGGCAAUCGGGCGAGGGAUGUAGAGGGCGUCGUUGAGCCUGUGCGCGCAUCCGAGCGUUUUCAAGCUUCAGUCGGAAUUGCCGCAAAGGGAGCAUUCAACAGCCAACACGCAGAAGCGCCGCAAACAAACGGCGAUGUAGCGGUCGACCACAAUGAUGCGCGUGCAACUACAGGCCCUCAUCGUGCGUCGACAUCGCAUCUAAGCGCUGUGUCUCAAAAUGAUGCGUCCGAAUACGAGGCAGUGCAAGGAAAUGCACAUGAAGCAGAUGAACACGCUGACCCACGCCAAGAAGAUCCAGACAACCAGCUCGAGACAAGAGAAGAGGUGGAGGGAGGACUGGAGCAGCCUGCCGGAGAGCUCGAUGCCGAGGAGUGGGAAGACAAGGAAGGCGUAGUCCUCAGCCAUGAAGAAACGGCGGAAGAGAACGGCGAGCCAGCGUCACAUGCAGACGGAGAUCCUGAAGCGGCACUAGCAGAGGAGGCGGAAGAAGCAUAUCAAGCGGCACAUGCAGGAUCAGAGACGGUCGCAAACGAAGCAGAGGAGAAAGCAGAGGACGAGGAUGAGGUGGAUGACGUCAGAGAGCCCGAAGGAGACGAGGAGAAGGAGGAGCAUGAACAAGGAGACGGUCAGAUGUAUGAGAAAGACUAUGCAGAGGAGAGGGAAGAGGAUGAGGAUGAGGGUGAGGGUGAGGGUGAGGGUGAAGAAUAUGUCGACGAGGUGGUAGAUCAAGGCGAGGACGUGGAGGAGACUUUCUACACAACCGUCAACAGCGGAUCCGAAGCCGAAGAGGACGAACUGGAGGAUCCUGAGCAUGGCGUGGCGCACAGCUCCGCCUACGUUCAGCCUGCAGAUGGUCUUGAAGCCACAUACGCAGUUCAGGGCGCCGAGGAUGAGCAAGAGUGGCAAGGUACGUGUGACGCGCCAUCUCUAACGGAUCUCACUUUGUCGACUGACAUGUUCGUACUUGCUUCUCCCCGCACUAAUCCCGCAGAAGACGAAGCGGAAGAGCAGAUCUUCGAGUACACUGAAGAUCAGGACGAAAACGACAUCGCUCCCGGAUCGGCGUCGACACCGUCGACGCCGUACCACGCGGGUGCACAACACAAGCGGGGCCUGGAUGACGAGGACGAGGACGAGGAAGCCGCUUACGAGCAGGACGACUACGAAGCCGGGAGCAAACGUGUCAAGGUGGAUUAA